AUGGCUGCAGCACCUCAUCUCAACUCGGACGCGCUCCGGGAGGUCCUGGAGUGCCCCAUCUGCAUGGAGUCCUUCACCGAGGAGCACCUGAGGCCCAAGCUCCUACACUGUGGGCACACCAUCUGCAAACAGUGCUUGGAGAAGCUCCUAGCAAACAGCAUUAACGGGAUACGGUGUCCCUUCUGCAGCAAGAUCACGCGGAUCACGAGCUUAGCUCAGCUGACUGACAAUCUCACUGUGCUGAAGAUCAUAGACACUGCUGGACUGGGCGACGUGGUGGGUCUUCUCAUGUGCAAGGUCUGUGCAAGAAGGUUGCCAAGGCACUUUUGCAAGAGCUGUAACUUGGUUUUAUGUGAGCCGUGCAAGGAGGCUUCACACAUGCCCCAAGGGCACAGAGUCAUCGCUAUCAAGGAGGCUGCUGAAGAGCGUAGGAGGGAAUUUGGGACGAGGCUUGCCAGGCUUCGGGAGCUCAUGGGUGAUCUUCAGAAAAGAAAAGCUGCUCUGGAGGGUGUUUCAAGAGACCUGCAGUCUAGAUACAAAGCAGUUCUGCAGGAGUACAGCAAAGAAGAGCGCAAGAUCCAGGAAGAACUAGCCAGGUCACGCAAGUUCUUCACCACCUCUUUGUCUGAAGUGGAGAAGAUAAACAACCAAGUAAUGGAGGAACAAGCCUAUCUGCUGAACUUAGCAGAAGUGCAGAUAAUGUCUCGCUGUGACUAUUUCCUUGCCAAAAUAAAGCAGGGGGAUAUAGCUCUCCUGGAGGAGGCAGCAGAUGAGGAAGAACCAGAACUGACAAACAGUCUCCCAAGGGAGCUAACUCUUCAAGAAGUGGAACUCCUUAAGGUGAGCCACGUGGGGCCACUGCAGAUUGGGCAAGUGGUGAAGAAACCCCGGACCGUUAACGUGGAGGAAUCGCUCAUGGAAACUGCAGCAUCCUCAUCGGCAUCGUUUAGGGAGCCAGACCUAGUGCAAGAAGAGCCCAGCUGCACACCCAACUCCUCCCCAGCCAAGCCAAGGAUGCCUGAAGCAGCCACGAGCAUCCAGCAGUGUCACUUCAUCAAGAAGAUGGGCUCCAAGGGCAGCCUGCCAGGGAUGUUCAACCUCCCCGUCAGCCUACACGUCACCUCGCAAGGGGAGGUGCUCGUGGCAGACCGCGGCAAUUUCCGAAUCCAGGUGUUUACCCGCAAGGGCUUUCUCAAGGAGAUUCGCCGGAGCCCUAGCGGAAUCGAUAGCUUUGUGUUGAGUUUCCUUGGAGCAGACUUGCCCAACUUGACUCCCCUUUCUGUCACCAUGAACUGCCAUGGCUUGAUUGGUGUGACAGACAGCUACGAUAACUCCGUCAAGGUCUACACCAUGGAUGGCCAUUGCGUGGCCUGUCACCGCAGCCAGCUCAGCAAGCCCUGGGGCAUCGCCGCGCUGCCCUCGGGGCAGUUUGUAGUGACCGACGUGGAAGGGGGAAAGCUCUGGUGUUUCACAGUGGACCGUGGCGUGGGGGUGGUGAAGUACAGUUGCCUGUGUAACGCGGUGCGUCCCAAGUUUGUCACCUGUGACGCUGAAGGGACCAUUUACUUCACUCAAGGGCUGGGCCUCAACCUGGAAAACCGGCAGUACGAACACCAUUUAGAAGGAGGUUUUUCCAUCGGUUCCGUCGGCCCCGACGGGCAGCUGGGACGCCAGAUUAGCCACUUCUUCUCGGAGAACGAGGAUUUCAGGUGCAUUGCUGGCAUGUGUGUGGAUGCCAGGGGAGACCUCAUCGUUGCUGACAGCAGCCGUAAGGAAAUCCUGCAUUUUCCUAAAGGAGGUGGCUAUAACAUCUUAAUCCGGGAAGGACUCACCUGCCCGGUCGGUAUUGCUAUUACUCCCAAAGGGCAGCUCCUGGUGCUGGACUGUUGGGAUCAUUGCAUUAAGAUCUACAGUUACCAUCUGAGAAGAUAUUCCACCCCUUAA
Messenger RNA from Acanthisitta chloris (rifleman), 1944 nucleotides. It is a transcript of the gene TRIM32, whose product is annotated as tripartite motif containing 32. The transcript has a single exon. Lineage: Eukaryota; Metazoa; Chordata; Aves; Passeriformes; Acanthisittidae. The coding region runs from base 1 to 1944 and encodes 647 amino acids. The record is from RefSeq and is a predicted model, not a curated record. Gene Ontology annotation, molecular function: protein binding; zinc ion binding.